UUAUAAACCAAUGGGAAGCCAACGAGUCAUUCAUUGAGUGAGCGAUUGUGUCAUUCAAUUGUUGAACACAUCUUAUGUUUACGUUUUUUCCGAUGUGAAGACAUUCAAGUGAUUGUUAUUGUCGUCGUUGUUGGUGUUGUUGUUGUUGAAGACAUUCAAAAAAACGACAAACAUUUGUUUCGUUUGUUUUUUGUUUUUAUUUCAUUUGUUUUAUUUGGUUAAACACCUAAAAAAAAACCUCAAAACUUCAAAAAUAAUCAAUGGCUGCAUAUCAGACACUACUGCAAGACUAUCUGGCAAUGCCGGCCGUCACUCGGGCCUACACUACCGCCUGUGUAUUGACCACCGUUGCUGUCCAACUUGACAUCAUAUCGCCGUUUCAACUGUACUUUAAUCCGGUACUCAUUUUCCGCAACUAUCAGUUAUGGCGAUUAGUGACCACUUUCCUGUUUUUCGGUUCAUUUGGAUUCACAUUUCUAUUUAAUCUGAUCUUCACCUAUCGAUACUGUCGUAUGUUAGAAGAAGGAUCAUUUAGGGCGCGUACCGCCGACUUCUUCUACAUGUUUGUCUUCGGCGCCAUUCUUAUGAUUAUAAUCGCAUUCUUCGUCAAUCUGUUAUUCUUGGGCCACGCAUUCACCAUAAUGUUGGUCUAUGUCUGGUCCCGACGUAAUCCAUACGUACGGAUGAACUUCUUCGGUUUGCUCAACUUUCAGGCUCCUUACCUGCCGUGGGUUUUGCUGGCCUUUUCGCUACUACUCGGCAACGCCAUACUGGUCGACCUGAUGGGCAUUGCCGUCGGACACGUCUACUACUUCCUGGAGGAUGUAUUUCCCAAUCAGAGGGGCGGCUUCAGGAUAUUAGAAACACCGAAGAUUAUAAAAUUCUUAUUUGAAUCACAAGAGGAACCAUUGGCUGAGGAAAGGCCCGAGAGAUUCAAUUUUGACGAUAAUAGACAACAACAAUGAUUGACAUAUUAUAUACG
Oppia nitens is the source of this 982-nucleotide messenger RNA. RefSeq names its product derlin-2-like (gene Der-2). Gene Ontology annotation, cellular component: monolayer-surrounded lipid storage body; Hrd1p ubiquitin ligase ERAD-L complex; endoplasmic reticulum membrane. Gene Ontology annotation, biological process: endoplasmic reticulum unfolded protein response. Gene Ontology annotation, molecular function: misfolded protein binding; ubiquitin-specific protease binding. The transcript is spliced from 5 exons. The coding region runs from base 261 to 965 and encodes 234 amino acids. The record is from RefSeq and is a predicted model, not a curated record. NCBI's taxonomy places the organism in Eukaryota, Metazoa, Arthropoda, Arachnida, Sarcoptiformes, Oppiidae.